Klebsormidium nitens is the source of this 1546-nucleotide messenger RNA. The record is from the annotation of a GenBank genome assembly. Lineage: Eukaryota; Viridiplantae; Streptophyta; Klebsormidiophyceae; Klebsormidiales; Klebsormidiaceae.
GCCAGAAAGUUGGGGUUCUGACUCCUAGGCUCGAUCUGAGCAGUUCUGAAUUCACUCUUAUCCGAGCACUGAUCAAUCAAUGACAAUAGCACUAGAAAGCUCAGGAACGCUCAUCUGUUGAUGUUUCGCCUGUUCCCUGGUCGAGAUGAGAGCUGUUGCGUCUCGGCUCCCAAAGAGAAUCGGUGCGUGCACAGCAUUGGACGCAUCCGUAUUGAAAGAAACCCUUGGUAGAUCUAAAAUGCUGGCCCGUCCAACUAUCCAGCUCCAUCGUGCGGCGCCGGCGUCAGAAUGUGCUCGAUUUGGAGGCCUAGCUGCUGCCUCUCACCUGCGGAAAGUUGCGAUCUGUGAAGGUCAGCUGCGAACACUCUUCUUUGGACGUUGCUUGGCUAGCCCCCCCUUCUGCAGAAAGGAGCGGUUUUUAGAAAAGCAAGGAAUCCAUGCAUCUUCCUCAAGCCAGGAGCCACGAUACAAGGCCCUGACUGUGGACAUUGGGGGGACGUUUCUCAAGACGUCAGUGCCUGUGGCUGAGGCGUAUGCCGAAAUUGGGAAGAAGUAUGGAGUAACGGCGACCCCUGACGACAUCAAGAAGGGGUUCAAGGCAGCCUUUGCAAAGCCAUGGCCUGACCGCCUUCGUUACGAGGGUGACGGCCGGCCCUUUUGGCGGCAUGCUGUCGCUACUGCCACAGGGUGUGACAACACUGAUUACUUUGAAGAACUGUAUCUGCACUAUAGUCGAGGCGAUGCUUGGAAAGUCGAGGAUGGGGCUGAAGAGGCCUUGUCAAAGCUGAAAGCAGCGGGUGUUAAGCUUGGCGUCGUCUCCAACUUCGACACACGCCUGAGGCCCGUGCUGGACGAUCUUGGAGUGUCCGACCUGUUUGAUGCAAUCAUCGUGUCAGCGGAGGUCGGCCACGAGAAGCCGGCGACGGAGAUCUUCCAGGCUGCACUGAGUGCUCUGAGCAUAAGCCGGUCAAGCGAAGCUGCUCACAUUGGCGACGACCGUACGGCGGAUGUCGAUGGAGCAAAAGCCGCUGGUAUGCAAGCCUGGUUGUGGAAGGAGGAUGUCAAGACCUUCGACGAGCUUGUAAGACUGAUCUUAUAGCAGGCUGCCGAGGAUCCUCCUCAAGUGGCCGAUAUAUCUUGAAUGCAAUCAGUUCGUUUUCAGCGGACGGCUGUGUGAAACUUGAUGGAGGGCAAAGUAGCCGUACUUUCAAAUCCGUGCUUCUCCCAAGUUUUAGCCCAACCCGUUCGCAAGGCCUCACGAGUCACCAGGAAACCCUGCCCUUAGCCGGAUGGUAGUGAGAUUUCUUCCUGCGAUGCCAUGCAAACGAUUGGAUGUAGGUCAUGCUACCCUGUAAUGAUAGCAUGCUCAGACCCUGCCUUCAACGGGUUUGGCUCGAGCGAGACAGGCCGACCAUCUGCCAAGCCGGUGACCAGAAUAACUAGCUCUCCAGAUUGAAAGUAGAUGCACCAAGAGCUCGCUACAAGAUCGGCGCACGAAUUGACGGGGACCCUUUGACCAGCGGAAUGUUUCCGAACUAUAGAAAGC